AUGGGAAAUCAUCUCCUCACGUUGUCCCUGCUCCUCGUAGCUGUCUGCGUUUGCGUUUCAGUCAUCACCACAAAGCUAAACCCUAAAGAAACAAUCUCUGAUUCCGAUUUCGCUUCUGCGAUUCCCACUGAGAUUCAUGGAGUCAAGAUCCUUCGACAACCUUCAAACACCAAACUUGCUCAACUAGGAGUCGCUUCUUGGCCAAAGUCGGUUCCUUUCUCUAUUCCCUUUGUGACUUUUGAUUAUAUCUCUGCCUCUCUGCUUCACUGGUGGGAAGGUAAACCAAGCAAGUUUCCAUGGACGUUUACGAAGACGGAGACUAUGUAUUUAGUGGAAGGGAAGGUGAUAGUGAAUGUAGAGGGAUACGAUAACGAAGAAGAAGCGUUUGAGAUAGGGAAAGGAGAUGUUGUUGUUUUCCCUAAAGACAUGAAAGUUGUUUGGAAGAUAACUGAAGCUGUGAAGAAACACUAUAGCUUAGAAGACUAA
Arabis nemorensis is the source of this 486-nucleotide messenger RNA. The record is from the annotation of a GenBank genome assembly. NCBI's taxonomy places the organism in Eukaryota, Viridiplantae, Streptophyta, Magnoliopsida, Brassicales, Brassicaceae.